UGUCAAAAUUAUGUUGUAAUAUUGAUUGUGUAAAUUAUCGUGUAUUUAUUUAGGAUUAGGAUAUUACGUGAUUAUAUCUAAUAUCAUUAAUAUUAUAUGUUGUAUAGUCAACUUUGAUUUACAGUGUUAACAUAAAAAUGGUUUGAUGUAGAUCACAUACUGUUUUAUACUUAAAAUAUAAUUUUAAUUGUAAGUGUUUACAUAAAUAAGCCAGACAUUAAUAAAAAGGAACUAUGGUGGAAAACGGGGGAUCUAGUGGUGGCAGUGAAAGUCCAAAUGCAACCUGCGUACGAUCGGGACUACUGGAAACCCUGGUUCGGGGUGUGUGGUAUCGCGUCCACUGUUCCCUAGAGGACGACUAUCUUAGCGUUUGUUUAGACGACGGAUACGAUGCAACUACUACUUUAAAUGGUACUCUAAACAACAAUAAUGUUGAAACGCCCAACAGCGAUUUCACAGAAGUCCCGGAGGCUAUCGCUAACCAGAAGCGCGUGGUACAAGUAGUUAAAUCUGACAACAAUGGUCUUGGCAUAUCGAUAAAAGGCGGUAUAGAAAACAAUAUGCCCAUUUUAAUAUCUAAAAUAUUUAAGGGCAUGGCAGCAGACCUAACUGAACAAUUGUAUGUUGGUGAUGCAAUAUUAUCUGUUAAUGGGGAAGAUUUGAAGGAUGCAACCCAUGAAGAAGCUGUGAAAGCUCUUAAAAGGGCUGGAAAAAUGGUCCAGUUGGAAGUAAAAUAUCUGAGAGAAGUAACACCAUACUUCCGGAAGGCCUCCAUUAUAAGUGAGGUCGGUUGGGAACUGCAGCGAGGGUACAUGGUAGAGGCUCCACCUUCCCCGCCCUCGCCGCGACGACGCCGCGCCGACACAAGAUAUGUGCCGCUCUUAAUGGCUUGUGUGGCAAAGAAUCUACGACAUCAUGAUCCAGAGGAGAGAACAAUAGAGAUCUACUCGCCGGACGGCGUGCACGCGCUGGCGUUGCGCGCGGCGUGCGGCAACACGGCGGCGGGGUGGCACCGCGCGCUGCACGCGGCGGCGCGGCGCGCGUGCCGGGCCGCGCUGGCGCGCGCGCGCCCGCGCCUGCGCCCGCUCAUGGGCGACGUGCGCCACGCGGGCUGGCUCGCCCGCCGCCCGCCCAGUGAACAUGUUGGCGCGUCUGCUGGUUCGGAUGAAUCGGACGAGGCCGAAGGCUGGGUACCGACCUUCGUUGCAAUCACGGAUCGGGAAUUGAGACUAUACGAAGCAGCGCCCUGGUCGGCGGAGGCGUGGUGCGCGCCGAGCGAGUGCUUCGGCCUGGCCGCGACCCGGCUGGCGUGGUGGCGGCGCGGCGGCGCGGGCGCGGCGGCGCUGGGCGUGCGCGCCGGCACCGUGGCCGGCCUGGUCGUGCGCUCCCUGCGCGCCGACACGCCGCACGACCUGGCGGCGGUGGCGGGCGCGCUGGUCGACGGGGCGCACCACGCGGUGCGCGCGCAGCCCGAGUUCACUUUCCGGUGUCGGUACCGCGGCGCGUGCGCGCGGCUGUCGCUGGGCGCGGGCGGCGUGUGCGUGUGGGAGGCGGCGGGCUCGCUGGGCCGCGGCGGCGCGCGCGCGCUGUACCGCCGCCCGCUGCACGCGCUGCGCGCCUCCGCCGACGACGACCGCGCCGCGCUCUGGCUGCACUUCGCCGACGACACGCUGGAGCUGGACAUGGAGGGCAGCCCGAAGCCGGCGGUGUUCAUCCUGCACAACCUGCUGUCGGCGCGCGUGCACUCGCUGCCGGGCGAGGCGGCGUCGCAGCCGCUAUAGCCCGAGGACGCGGACGCCGCCGACGCGUUCGCGCCGCUCUUCUGAGCCGCCCCGCCCCGCCCCGCCCCGCCCCGCCCCGCCCUGCCGCGAGCCGCCGCGGACGAUACCGCAUAUUGGUCCUUCGAGACUUUUAUCAUCUGUAACGGUUUAUUGUUAUUGCUUCGAACGUUUAAACCGUUAGAGACGUUAACGAAGGACCAAUAUUUUGCGAUAUAGUCGUUGGACCUUCGAAGACGUUAAAGCUAGUGCUAUAGCUGCGAUGCUGCCUAUUGGUCCUUCGAGGGUCUGAAUGUCUUUAAUGUAAUGGCUGCGUUAUUGAAAGACUUCAAGGAUCCAAUUGGUUGGUCCUUCUAGGAUAUAUAUUCUGUAUUCAAUCUACGUGUAUAAUGCGCGUAAGACUGCUUUAACAUCAACUGGCAAUUUAUAUUAAUUGGAACGGGUUUUGGGUGUGUGAGAUUGAAUGAAUGAACGUCAUUUAUAAGAUCGCAGGUUAAGAACCCUUCACCCAGCUUGUUAAUGGGUAAAAUUUACUUUAUUUCAAAUUAAAUAAAUCAAUAAAGAUAUUGCAAAUAGGUUGCCAAAACAACUGUAUGAGUUUAGUGUACAACAUCACAUGGUGAUAACGCUUAAUUAAGGGGUGGCUUUUUUUAAGAUAAAUAGUUGAUCAGAAAUUUUGUCGGCAUGUGGGUUAUCAUUGAAAAGCUCUUUUGGUUUCUUUUUAAAAUUAAUUAAUUUUUGGGUGCAUAAGAGGCAUCGGUGGACAGAUCUGUUAAAUUCGAAUUUAGGUUAAAAGUAAGAUCGUUCUAUACUGGUUUCUUAGACUAUUAAUAAUUGCUGGAAUUCCCUAUCUCCACAUUGGGUAACAAAGUUAGAAUUGAAGAAUCCAUAAAUAUUUGACAUCUUAUCUACAAAAUAAAUCGAAUAAAAAAAUUGUUUCUACAUUAACAUCAUCGAUUUAUAUUAUACACAAACAUUAAACGUAAUUCUAUGUUAUAAAGAAUUUUAAACACUCCUUGCAAAUACAUUGACGUGCAUAUCUAAUACAUACACCCUAAACAAUUCCUAUUGACAAAGCCAACGCGGUAUUUAAUGUCAAAUUUACAUUUGGCGCUCAGCUUUAUAUCCUAUGAAUGGCGGCUUUUUUGAGCGUCUGCGAGAGAUAUUUAAUAGUUGAUUGUCUCAACUGUUUAUUAAAACGAUGUCUCUGGUGUAGAAAAUAUAGUAAAUCGAAAUCCACUCAGAUGGGAUUUUUUUUACAACUCUAUCGCUGUAGUUAAAUCUUUAUAAUUCUAUGGCAAUAAGGAUUGAUAAUCUGGGGCAAUAAAUAUGUUUUCUCAAUUAAAAACACUUGAUAGGUAUUUUUUUUUUUUUGUAAUUUUUCCAAGUUAUUGCCCCAAUUUUUUUUAAACAGUUUUUUUCUAUAUCGUGAUAUUAGUUAUAUUUUUAAUCACCGAUACAAACCGGGUUUCAUUCUUUUAUUCGAUUUGCGUCGUUACUGUUUUUUAAACUAAUUGUCAAUUAAUCAUAAAUCAUUUUUUUAGCUUUAAUAAAUAAAUACCGGUUAUUUUUCUAUAUGUGUCUUCAUACUAAAUAGUAGGGAAAGGCACGGUCAGGUAUUGCUAAAGACACGUAUUCAAUCAGUGAGUUUACAGUUUGAUAAAUAAAUAAAAAACAAAAAAUGUUUCCAAUUUUGUCUUGAACGGGUAAGAUAAAAUUCUCCCAAAGAAUGAAUCUCUUUAACAUUUUAUUAUUUAGUUAUAAUACCCUUAUAUUGUACGACGUGUUGAUUAUAAUAUUAUAUUUUUUAUAAUUUAUUUGUUGUAUAUAUACAUUAGACGUAGAAUUUAUACAUUCCCAGAAUGUAGAGUAGAUUUGCUUUAAUAAUUAUAAUUAUGUAAUAAUCGUAGGUGUGUAAUCUCAUGUAUAAUUUAGGAUUUCAAUUUUUACAUAAAAGUACUGCAUAAUGAUUUUACGAUGCGGCGUAAUAUGUGUAAACGUAGGUGUUUUUUGUUAAAUUUUAUCAUUAUUUAUGAUUUUUUCAAUAUAAUCAUGUAUAAAUAUUUCUCUAGUCUUCGGCGUAAAUAAGGCAAUAGCUAGAGAUUUGAGUAUGUGGCUAUGAUUAAGUAAUUGAUAUACAAACUUGGUUCGAUAAGUGUAAGGACUUAUACAGUAGGUGAAGGUUUUUAUUGUAUAGAUGUACUGUAGCUUGUUAUGUUUUGUUAUGAUUUUGAAAAUAAUAUUAUUCGUCUUAAUUAAUCGCACUUAAUUAUUUAUGAUAUGUAUUAACAAGGAAAAGACUGUUGCUGUCAAAUUGAGCCAAUUACAUUCCUUCUUUUAUUUCAUUAUCGUGGAAAAUAAUUGUAUUAAAAGUAAUAUUAAUUUAUAAUAUUUGUAGCGCAAUACGAAUUAUAUUCUGUUGUAAUAUCGAUCCAAAAUAAAGUUUAUUAGUUCUCAUAGUUUAGGUAAAUAUCUUAUCUCGUAAGCUACUUACGAGUGGCUCAAUUUGACAACGACAGUCGUACAUAAAUAUAAUCGAACAAAUUUAUUUUUGUAAGUAUUAAUAAAAUGGCGUCGGUCAGG
This is a messenger RNA of Zerene cesonia (dogface butterfly), 4361 nucleotides long. It is a transcript of the gene Syn1, whose product is annotated as beta-1-syntrophin. Gene Ontology annotation, molecular function: structural molecule activity; protein binding. The record is from RefSeq and is a predicted model, not a curated record. The transcript has 7 exons. The coding region runs from base 234 to 1781 and encodes 515 amino acids. Lineage: Eukaryota; Metazoa; Arthropoda; Insecta; Lepidoptera; Pieridae. Gene Ontology annotation, cellular component: dystrophin-associated glycoprotein complex; intracellular anatomical structure.